This is a messenger RNA of Sorghum bicolor (sorghum), 2759 nucleotides long. RefSeq lists its product as uncharacterized. Lineage: Eukaryota; Viridiplantae; Streptophyta; Magnoliopsida; Poales; Poaceae. The transcript has 7 exons. The coding region runs from base 551 to 2341 and encodes 596 amino acids. The record is from RefSeq and is a predicted model, not a curated record.
CCGGUGCCAGUAUCUAUAGAGCCACUCGUGCAUUUGCUCCAAUUUUUUUUUUCUCUCUCUUCAUUCUCGCGAUCGAAAUUCGCUGGUGCAUGUGCGUUUUCUAUUCUAUCUCCGUCACCCUUUUUCCUCCCUCCCCCACCUUCUUCUUCCUCCUCCCGUCCCCGACGGCGUGCUUCCUACUGCCGCCGUCGGCGACCUGCUCUUCCGCGGCAUAACUCCGCAUCCUGGCCGCCUCGUCCUACCCCCGGCGGCUCCUUCUCCCUGAUUCCCGCCGCCCGCCGUCCAUCACGCCUCCUUCAGCAGACACGCGGGCCUACUCUGCUGCACAACGCCGCCUCCAGGCGCCUCGCUCGUCCGUUCCUCUCCACCUCCCUCCGCCGGCGAAAGUUCGGGCUCGCUCCGCCGAGCUCCCUCCGCUGUUCCGGAUCUGCUGGAGCGCCAGCAACGCGGCCUCGCCAUCCCUCCGGAGUCCGGGGUUCUGCUCUCUCAUGCUGCAGUUUUACAACUUUGAAGGCUUCAAAAAUCCACAGAACUAGAUGAUACUUGCAUAAUGCAGCCCUCAGAUAUUUGGAAGGCGCAUGCUGGUUCAUCACAGUCAGAGGGUUCGGGUCUGGAUAUGGAGAGGAACGGAUGCAGUCAUAAUUGUUGUCCAUCUCCUCUCCAACCAAUUGCCUCAGCUGGUCAGCACUCUGAAAGCAGCGCUGCAUACUUUUCUUGGCCUACAUCUACUCUAAUGCACGGCUCAGCUGAAGGCCGUGCUAACUACUUCGGGAAUCUACAGAAGGGUGUACUACCAGGACAUCUUGGUCGCUUGCCAAAGGGCCAGCAAGCCACCACCUUACUUGAUUUAAUGAUUAUAAGAGCAUUCCACAGCAAGAUCCUCCGCCGGUUUAGUCUUGGUACAGCAAUAGGCUUUAGAAUCAGGAAAGGAACAUUGACUGACACACCUGCCAUCCUUGUGUUUGUUGCUCGAAAGGUUCACAGGAAGUGGCUCAGCCCUACUCAAUGUCUUCCAGCUGCCCUUGAGGGACCUGGGGGUGUGUGGUGUGAUGUUGAUGUUGUUGAAUUUUCUUAUUAUGGUGCACCAGCCCCAACACCAAAGGAACAGCUUUAUGAUGAGCUUGUUGAUGGAUUGCGUGGUAGCGACCCUAUUGUAGGCUCAGGUUCACAGGUGGCUAGUCUUGAGACCUAUGGGACUUUGGGUGCCAUUGUGAAGAGUCGAACUGGCAAUAAGCAAGUUGGGUUCCUUACAAACAGGCAUGUUGCGGUUGAUCUGGAUUAUCCCAACCAGAAGAUGUUCCAUCCGCUUCCUCCUAAUCUUGGACCUGGAGUUUACCUAGGUGCUGUUGAGAGAGCAACAUCAUUUAUAACAGAUGAUGUUUGGUAUGGGAUCUACGCAGGAACAAACCCAGAAACUUUUGUCCGAGCUGAUGGUGCAUUUAUACCGUUUGCUGAUGACUUUGACAUUACUAGUGUCAGCACCUCGGUUAAAGGAGUUGGAGUCAUUGGUGAUGUAAAGGCAAUUGAUUUGCAAUCCCCAAUUGGCAGUCUCAUCGGGAGACAAGUUGUCAAAGUUGGAAGAAGUUCUGGUCUGACGACAGGAACUGUUGUCGCAUAUGCACUUGAGUACAAUGAUGAGAAGGGAAUAUGCUUCUUCACUGACUUUCUUGUUGUUGGGGAGAACCAACAAACGUUUGAUCUUGAAGGGGACAGUGGAAGCCUCAUAAUCUUAACAGGACAAGAUGGUGAGAAGCCGCAGCCUAUAGGGAUUAUAUGGGGUGGUACAGCCAAUCGGGGAAGGUUGAAACUUAAAAGUGGUCAGGGUCCUGAGAACUGGACAAGUGGAGUUGAUCUUGGCCGCCUUCUUGAUCUCUUGGAGCUAGAUCUGAUCACAACAAGUGAAGGGCUACAAGCUGCCAUUGAUGAACAAAAGAAAACUCUAGCUGCCGCUGCCGCUGUGGCUACUAAUUCAACUGCCACAGAAUCGUCACCUGUUGGUGGCCCUCAAGAGAAUGAUAAAAUCGACAAGAUCUAUGAGCCUCUCGGCAUCAACAUCAUUCCUCGAGAUGGUUCUGCCAUAUCAACGGACCAACCCAACGAGAAUAUGGAAGAGCUAAACCUAAUGUCUCCUAUGCGCAACGGUGAAGAAAGCAAUGGUGAAUUGAAUAACUUGGCGAUGUCUCCUAUGCGCAACGGUGAAGAAGGCAAUGGUGACUUGAAUAACUUGGACUUGGAAUCGGAAAAUUCACCUGAUGGUAUUUCUAUUGCUCUGAACCUGGGAGAGCGGGAGCCAAAAAGGCUCCGCACUGAUUCGAUGCUGGACAUAGACUUGCAGAAAUGAGGCUUCUAUGCUGCAGACGUAUUCCACAUUAUUCAGCUUUUGUAUUGAUAGGUAUGGGCACAAAGGAAAUAAUCUCUUUCUGGACGACUGGACCUGUUGUCCUGCUUAGAACCGGUUUGGGUUAAGCUGUGAAGCUCCUGAAGCCGGUUGCUCCUGCAGUUUUGCGUCAAGCGUCUAGUGUCUAGUACUCUAGUGUAUGUAGUGUUGCGUAAGAUGUCGGCCCCUCAAUUAGACACAGGUGCCAUAUUCCUUGCCCAUGUAAUGUUGUCAUUUGUUGUAUGCUCAUGUUUAUGUACUACAUGAAGCAUUAUUGUAAAAUUGAGCUACAGCAACCAGAGCUCGAGAAUCUUAGGCGCAACCAACCAACCCCGUACCUGAUGAAUUGAUAAUAAAGCUGAAUAUUUUAGGUGUUUGGAAA